Molecule: messenger RNA, 3504 nt
Organism: Geosmithia morbida
Lineage: Eukaryota; Fungi; Ascomycota; Sordariomycetes; Hypocreales; Bionectriaceae
Product: pentatricopeptide repeat-containing protein PET309
Exons: 1
Coding region: 1-3504 (1167 amino acids)
Molecular function (GO): protein binding
Source: RefSeq, a predicted model, not a curated record
AUGCUAGAGAGAACUGCCGCUGGCUUGGAGUCGAGUAACCUCAACAUCCGUCGGGUCCUCUCACGUCCGACAUCGUCAUCCACGCGACUUCCUGGCCCGCCGCGCACAGGUUUCUCGCACGGCCGCGGCUCCUGGCAGAGGCGCUCUGCUUCGACAAGGAAGGCCUCUAUAUCCCGGAACGAGCAGCGACACGACGAUGCCCCCGUCUCCGCCUCAGCCUCCGCUGCUGCUGCCGCUGCUGCCCGGGUCGACGGCCCAGUCGUCCUAGACUUUCUUUACCCGAGACAGACCAAGGUUCUCCUCCGACAGAAUCCUCCAUCCUCGCCCGCCUCGUCCCUGAACCACUCCAGGUAUGGUGCUGGCCGCGUCGGUACGUCGAGGGAUCACCGCCCAUCGUCUUCCUCGGUCUCGACCGCCCAGGCAAUCACGACCGGGUCCUACAGCCAGACGGCUAGCGUCGACGAACACCCCCCUCCUCCUCUCCCGAAGCCGCAGUCAUCGCGGUGGGACGAGGUGACGGUACCGCCCAAGAACGCGUACCCUGUUCACGGAGCCAAGGGCGCUGAUGUGACGGUCGACGCUGCCGAGCUGACGGCUGAACAGGAUGUCCUGCGGGGAGCUUCGUCCAGCCGGCCCGGAAAUGGCGCGACGCUGUCUGAACUUCUUGCCGACGAGGAAGGGCGACUUUUCCACGAUGUCUGGGACAUCUACUGCCGCCUCAGCCCUGCCGAGAGAUCUGCCAUGCAGCCCCUGGUUGUUCAGUACCUCUCACGAUCCCAGAGUGUAGUGGAGACGGGCCGUGCUCUGUCGCUGUUUCGCCAGGUUGACGUUUCACAGUGGGACGACAAGUUCCUGUCAGCCUCGGUCCUUGUCCUCCUCCGUUCAGGGAACCAGGAACGCGCCAUUUCCGUCUUCAAGACUGGGCUUCGCUCCAGCUGCCUUACCGGCGGUCUCGAGUAUCUCCUCAUCGACACGGUCAGCAAGCAGCAAUGGGCCACGCUCCUGGACGUCUGGACGGCGUACUGCAGCAAUCUGGCUCAGGCAGAGCCCAGCAGCAUGCCUCGCGGCUCGCUCCUGGAGCCCAUCGGCUCGCUGCAGAGUCUCGGCGCCCUUUACUUCUCGUUUGAGCGCUACCUUGCCGCCGAUGAAGGCAGGGUCGAACGUUGGCUUGACUUGGACAAGACUUCCAGGCCUGCACUGCGACUUCUUCGCCGCACUUUUGCUACCAAGGCGCUGAGGGAGCCAUGCCCGCCCAGACAGGCAUCAGUCAUCUUGUCAUUCUGGCGCGAUCCCACCAUGUACGAAAAUUAUCUCUGGCGCAUGCUCGACCGAUGGUACACCAAGAAGAUCUCGACAUCGACCGCCCGCAUGCUCGUUGACAUAUACCAAGACUUCAAGUCGCUGCCGGGAGCCAAGCCCUCGGUCGACAUCAUGCGCGGCAUCUUCAAGCUCCAUUACCCCAAUGGCGUCACAGCCUUGGAGGGCCUCUAUCAGGACUGGAUCAAGUCCCGGGGAGAGCUGAGUCUGUGGGGAUUCGAAAAGUUCCUCAAGUUCUUCGCCCACAGGGGAGACGUCAAGCAGGUGCGGGAGCUGUGGAAGCGCUACGUCGAAAUCUUCCCGUGGAAGCUGGAGACUCCCCGUGGCUUCCACAGUAUCAUGAAUGCGUACGCCCAAGCUGGAGACGUAGCAGGUGCCGAGGAGGAGCUGGACCGCAUCAUUAACCACUAUAAGGUGGAGCCGGACCUCGGCAUCUGGAACAUGCUGCUCAAGUGCUAUAUGCGCGCCGAAGACUAUCCCAAGGUGCUGGCUUGCUUUCAGGAAGUGUCCAAGAUGCACAAGCCGGACUCAUUCACCUAUGCACACGUCAUGGCCAUGUGCUCCAAGAAGGGCGACCUCGAGCAGACGAUCCACUUCUUCAAUGAGGCGCAGAAGAACGGGGUGCCCAUCUCCAGAGAGAUGGGACUCGCCCUGGUCGCCGCCUACUGUCACAACGACAAGCUGCUGGACGCGGAGAAGAUCUGCACCGCUCUGGCACAGCGCAAGAUCACGAGCACGGCCGUAUGGAACCAGCUGCUGCUUCACAACGGCAUGCAUGGACGCCUAGACAAGUGCUACGAGCUCCUGAACGCCAUGAAGAGGUACAAUCUCGAAUGGGACCACAACACCAUCUCGCACCUCCUCAACGCCCUCGUUCGCGUCAACCAAGUGUCGCCCGCCUUCCAGGUCGUCCGGGACGCGUCCAAGAACCGCCUGCACGUGCUGCAGCCGGAGCACUUUUCCAUUGUCAUGCUCGGGGCGGUGCGCACGGGCGACCGCCCGACGGCCGAGGCGCUUAUGUCGCUCAUGGAGUCUCUGACCAUGCCGGUCCCGUUCAACGCCAUGGUGGCGUACACCCACGCUGCUCUGCGGGAGGCACCCAACAUGCGACGCACGCCACAGCUGGGGAAGCAGAUAGUCGCAUCGCUGCGCAGACUGGUCGGCGAGCCGGGCAACGACGUCAGGAAGCUGAAGCUUGAGACACGCAAGAUCGGGCGAGCCGUCCAGCUACUUGUCAUGUUCCGCGACUUCACGAGCGUCGAGGAGCUGGUGAACCUGUUCACCGACCUAUUCCCGCAGUACAAGGACGGGGGAGAGGCGCUCCCGCAGGACGUGCUGGCCUCCCUCAUGUUUGCGUACCACCGCGACGGCAGUUACGACUCGGUGAUUGAGCUCUGGGACCAGACGUGGCCGCUGAUCCUGAAGCGCUGCUCCACGCCGGACGGCACGGGCAUCUACCCCGCGCACCAGUACGACGUGACGCGCCUGGUGUACCGGCUGGCCGAGACGUUCCGGGCCAUGGACGACGGCGAGGGACUCCUGGCGUGCGUGGGGCAGGUGACGUCUGCGGGCUUCAAGCUCACGUCGAGCACGUGGGACCGCGUCAUCUGCGGGCUGGCCGACAUGGGCCAGUGGGAGCCAGCGAUGGACUGGUGCGAGACGAUCCUGAUGCCCGAGUGGCGCGGCUGGAACCCGCGGCCCAAGUCGCUCAGCGCGCGACGCGAGGCCCUCAACCCGCGGGCCCUCCAGCCCACGCCGCAUGCCGUCCUCGCCCUGCAGACGGAGUGGCUCGAGAAGCGCCGGCUGGCGGCGUGGUCCGCCGACGUGGCGCGUCGGCUGGCAGACGUCGAGCACCGCUACCCCAUCCUUCACCACGCCUUCACCACAUCAGACUACGGCGACGUCAACAACCCCGGCCCCGAGGCGCCGUGGGUCGUCCGCGGGGACUUGCGGCUCGACCGCGCCAUCACCGACAUCCUCACCCCGCUGCCCUUAUCCGAGCUGCGCGCCAUGCAGAACUCCCUGAGGAGGCGCGAGCGUGCCAUGCACGACGCCGCCGCUGCAGAGACCACCAAUCCCUUUAGGGUACUUGAGGAUGGACGUCGCACUCGGGCAAUGCUGGAAGGCGAAUUGAAACAGCUUCGAUCUGUGUUGAGUCAGAUGCUAUCAAGGAAGAAGGAUGAUUGA